AUGGAUAUGGGUCAGCUGAGUACAUUUAUGAUGAGGGUAGAAAUGCAACUUUCAGGAAUAAAUCAAAAGCUGGAGCGCCUUGAUGCCAUGGAUAUAAAAAUAAAGAACCUGGAAACAAUGGUAGGAUCUAAUGAUUCCAAGUUAAAUUCACUCGGACUCCAAAUGCAUGAAAACUUUAAAUCUACCAGUGAUCAAUUACGUACGCUUCAAGACAAUAUUGACAACAACAGUUUUAAUGUUGGAAUCGCAUCGGAUAAGAUAAGCCGACUGGAAGAUGAACUGGCAAGACAGCGUGAUAUUGUUCUAGAUCUACAAUCUCGCUCUAUGAGGGAUAACCUGCUCAUUGUGGGUGUGGGAGAGGAGAGGCGGAAGAAGAAGAAAGAGGAUGGUACAGAUGGAGAAGAGGACGAGGAGGAAGAUACGCAAGAAGUUGUCAGAAAUCUCUUCAAGGAAAAGCUGCAGAUAGCGGAAGGAAUAGUUCAGAGCAUGACUUUUGGCAGGGUUCACAGGGUUUACAACUUCAGAAAUAGACAGCCGCGUACUAUAGUGGUUAACUUUAAAAACCAUAGAGACAGGGAUCUUGUUAAGAUAUGCGCAAACAAGCUGAAAAGACCACGGAUGUAUAUAAAUGAACAAUACCCGCCCGAAAUCAACGAACAGAGACGACAACUUUUAUAA
Messenger RNA from Haliotis rubra (blacklip abalone), 678 nucleotides. RefSeq lists its product as uncharacterized. The transcript has a single exon. Bases 1 to 678 code for a protein of 225 amino acids. The record is from RefSeq and is a predicted model, not a curated record. Lineage: Eukaryota; Metazoa; Mollusca; Gastropoda; Lepetellida; Haliotidae.